This is a messenger RNA of Elaeis guineensis (African oil palm), 2872 nucleotides long. The record is from RefSeq and is a predicted model, not a curated record. NCBI's taxonomy places the organism in Eukaryota, Viridiplantae, Streptophyta, Magnoliopsida, Arecales, Arecaceae.
CCCGUCUCGACCAUUCCAUGCCAUUCGAAGGGACGAGAAGCACAAAUCCACAGCACCAUGAGAUCACCGUGAAAACAAAAUGCUCCCGCUCACACCCAUUCUCCCUCCAAAGCCAUGCUCCGACGAUUUCUCUCUCCCCGAUUCUUCUCCUCCCUUCCCUUCCCCGCUCCCUCUCCCAUCAAAGAUAACACCCAUCUCACCCCACUCCCUCGUCUCCUCCACCUCCUGAACCACUCCUCCACCUUCGAACACAUAGCCCAGAUUCACGGCUUCAUGCUCUCUCGAGGCCUCGACGCCGACAACCUCCUCCUCGGCAACUUCAUCCACGCUUGCUCUCUCCUGGGUUUCAAAGACUACGCCUUUUCCGUCUUCGAACGCAAAGACCAACCCGAUAUCUAUCUCUACAACACCACGAUCCGAAGCCUCUCUAAAACUGAUUCAGCUUUAGAUGCCAUUUCUCUCUUCAGUAGAAUCCAAUCCGUCGGUCUUCGACCCGAUACCUAUUCCUUCCCUUUCGUACUGAAGGUGGUUGCUCGAUUGACCAUGCUUGAAUUGGGCGAAGAGAUUCACGGCCAAAUUGUCCGAGUCGGGCUGCGUUGUGAUAUUCAUAUCUCGACCGGUCUUAUUAAUAUGUACUCAGCCUGUGGAGACAUCCAGCAUGCCCGGCUUCUGUUUGAUGAAAUUUGUCAUAGAGAUGUUGUUUCAUGGAAUGCGAUGGUUGCGGGCUAUGUCAAGGUUGGGGAUAUGGACAAUGCACACGCGCUUUUUGGGUGGAUGCCCGAAAGGAAUGUGAUCUCGUGGACGACGAUGAUCGCCGGCUAUGCUCAGAUGAACCGCCCGGAUGAGGCAGUUGCUAUUUUUCGGCGGAUGCAGCUGGAGGACGACGUUGAGCCCGAUGAGGUCGCAUUGUUGGGAGUUCUUUCAGCUUGUGCUCAGUUGGGUGCAUUGGAUCUGGGAGAAUGGAUACACGGUUACGUAGACAAGCAUAGGUUAUACAAGACUGUUCCAUUGAUGAAUGCAUUAAUAGAUAUGUACGCAAAAUCUGGAAACAUAGAUAAAGCGAUGGAGGUGUUUGAGAAUAUGAAGCAUAAGAGCAUUGUAACUUGGACCACGAUGAUUGCUGGGUUUGCUCUGCAUGGGCUUGGAAAUGAAGCGCUUGACAUGUUUGAUCGAAUGGAGAGAGAGAAUGUUAAGCCAAAUGAUGUUACUUUUCUAGCCAUCCUAUCUGCUUGCAGCCAUGCUGGACAAACUCAUCUGGGUCGGUGGUAUUUUCGCCGCAUGCGUUCAUUGUACAACAUCAAACCUAGGAUUGAGCACUACGGAUGCAUGGUUGAUCUCCUUGGUCGGGCAGGCUUUCUAGGAGAGGCAUGUGAUCUAAUAAGAGAUAUGCCAUUUGAGGCAAAUGGAGCCAUAUGGGGAGCUCUUCUAGCUGCUGCUCGGAUCCAUGAUGAUGUUGAGCUAGGACUGCAAGCCUUGAGGCAUCUCAUUGAAGUUGAGCCCCAGAAUGGUGGGAAUUAUAUCCUUCUAUCUAAUAUUUAUGCAGCACAUGAGAAGUGGGAUGAUGUUGGAAAGCUGAGGAAAGUGAUGAAAGAUAGGGGAGUAAAUAAAGUGCCGGGAGGGAGUUCUAUUGAAGUUGAUGGCAUGGUCCAUGAAUUUACCUCCAGAGAUGGAUCUCAUCCUUGCUUUGAGAGGAUAUACAGAGUUUUGUAUGAGAUAAAUGGGCACUUAAAAAUGAUUGGGUAUGUUCCGAGGCUUCAUGGAGGACUCCUUGAUUUUGAAGAAGGAUAAAAAACAACCCAAAAUGGAGCUUGGAAAAUGAAUGAAUUUUCACUUUAAAGUGAUACUUCCUUGGGCCAUGGAUAUAAUAAAUGUGUGAUGAUGACAGAUUUAUGUGAAGCAAGAGAUGAAGAGGCUCUGUUUAGAACUAUACAACUUGCAAUGUAAGUCUUCUAAUCAGCAGGGUCUUUGUGCAUGAGUUUAGUUCCUACAGUUACACAUUUCAACUCAGAAGAAACAUCAGUCUUUCAUGACACUGCAAGGGAUAUAACCAUGCAGUGCAAGUUUCUGCUAGCCUCAAAUAUAUUUUGGGACAACGAGAGACCAAGUGAACGUUCAUUCAACUCAGACCUAUUGACUGUGCAUCAGUAUUGCGAAUAGAUACAUCCCAUUCCUCAUGUGCUUCAUCUGCCAUUAGCAAACACAUAAAACAAGUUGCAUCACAGGACUCUCAUGGUAUGGAAAAUAAGGUCUAGAUAAUGGCUUGUCAAGUAACUGACACUGGAUUUGUCCAACUGAACCACACAUUCAUAUAUAACACAAGGUGAAAGGCAACAGCACAAAUCCAUUGAAAAGUUCGACAAGAGCAACAAAACAAAAUACUAUAUGCUGUAUAAUGGUACACCGAGUGAAGUUAAUGUUAUGCGGGUCAGGCUGUCCUGAGCAGAGAACAUCCAUUCCUGUUAUUUGAAGAUAGCUCGCAUCAUUCAGAAAGUGCUACAGAAGGCAUAAUUACCAGUGAGAUCUGCUUGAUGUGGAAUUAGCCUGGGUAGAAGCUGUGGAUCUGAACCGACUUCCCAGCUCAUAUAAUCUUUUUACUUGCUCAUAGUUACUCACUUUGAUUGCUACUAGCUUCUCAAUCUCGAUACCACCAUCUGGGCUCGUUUGGAUCGAAAGGCUGUGAGCAGAUAUUGACAAGUGAUAUCAGCAACGAUUGUUAUCUAUAAUUCUUAUAUAUCAUUGUAGCUAUUCAUAUAUUGCUAAGAUUGUCCUCAUGACUGCAGCAUUCUGAGGUCAUUGUCUCAAACAUAAGGCAUCUAAUUGGCAUUGAUAUGCACGGCCUCAAUAAUGUCAUCAGUUCUAAAAUAAAUGCUCA